AUGGACGUACGUUCUCUCCAAGGUGUUUUGCACUUCUAUGGUGAAAAUGAUUCAUUACCCAGGUCGAAGUUGGAAAACUUUUUGCAUCUAAUUACAAGUCGACGUCCUCUGUCCAUCGAUAAUGCAGGAAAUCCCUUGGGGAAUGUAGAGUGCAUGUCAAUGCCAGAGCUGCUGUCAGAGUUCGGGCUGGGUAAUGUGUCUCAGGUGAGUGCUGGACAGUUGGAGCUUAUGUGCCCAGCUAUCCUCACUCAGGUCCUGAUUCCCUCCUGUCCCGCCAAUACCCAAACAAACACCCAACCUAUCAACCACGAAGUUUGGGGCUAUGGAUUCCUUGCUGUGACAAUCAUUAACCUGGCUGCUCUGCUGGGUUUGUUCUUGAUUCCUUUCACUAAGAAAUCCUACUUCCCAAAAGUGCUGACCUACUUCGUUGGGCUGGCCAUAGGAACACUGUUCUCCAAUGCUGUCCUGCAACUCAUCCCAGAGGCCCUUGGCUUUGACCCAAAAGCAGACAACUAUGUGGAAAAAGCAGUUGGCAUCUUUGGAGGGUUCUAUCUUCUUUUCUUUGCUGAGAAAAUUCUUAAAAUGGCACUAAAGGUGGAAUCUGAGGUAAGACACGGCCAUGGACACAGUCACUUCCCACCAAUGGAGGCUGCAGAUGUUACUGUCACCAGCUUCAGCAAUGAAAUCGUCAUAAACAGCAUCAGCAACAACAUCACCGCAAACAGCAACAAUGACAUCACCAGUGAUUUCACAAACAACCCCAAUGAAAAGUCCAGUCUCCCAAACAACUCUCCAGACCACGGACAGGAGGUGAACUUUUCCUUGAGCUGUCGCUGGCUGAGAGGGGAACGUGUGUCUAACAUUAAGACAAUGGCUUGGAUGAUCACUCUGAGUGAUGCGCUCCAUAAUUUUGUAGAUGGUUUAGCCAUUGGAGCCUCAUUCACUCUUUCUCUACUGACUGGAUUUAGCACAUCCAUUGCUAUUCUUUGUGAGGAGUUCCCUCAUGAGCUAGGUGAUUUUGUGAUUUUGUUGACCUCUGGGAUGAGUGUGCCACAGGUGGUGUGUUUUAACAUGCUGUCAGCCUGCUGUUGCUACCUGGGCCUCAUGCUGGGCAUCUUACUGGGCAGCAGCUUUGCUCCCAAUGCCAUCUUUGCCAUUGCUGGUGGAAUGUUCCUGUACAUCGCCCUGGCCGACAUGUUCCCAGAGCUGAAUAAUAUUAUGUCAGGGAGCGCGAGAGGGACUAAGGAUAAAGUCAUAUUUUUCCUGGUCCAAAAUGGAGGCAUACUCUCGGGUUUUUGCAUCAUCCUGCUCAUCACCUUGUUCGCCGGAGACAUCAACUUGGGCUAG
Molecule: messenger RNA, 1347 nt
Organism: Chanos chanos (milkfish)
Lineage: Eukaryota; Metazoa; Chordata; Actinopteri; Gonorynchiformes; Chanidae
Gene: slc39a8
Product: solute carrier family 39 member 8
Exons: 8
Coding region: 1-1347 (448 amino acids)
Biological process (GO): intracellular monoatomic cation homeostasis; zinc ion import across plasma membrane
Cellular component (GO): plasma membrane
Molecular function (GO): zinc ion transmembrane transporter activity; monoatomic cation:bicarbonate symporter activity
Source: RefSeq, a predicted model, not a curated record